Molecule: messenger RNA, 2195 nt
Organism: Marchantia polymorpha subsp. ruderalis
Lineage: Eukaryota; Viridiplantae; Streptophyta; Marchantiopsida; Marchantiales; Marchantiaceae
Source: the annotation of a GenBank genome assembly
AUUUAUUGUUGAAAAUUUCCAAGCAUACAAGUUUUGAUGGCCGUCCGAUCGCCUCCGACGGUACCGGUAACUGACCGGGGGGGCAGGCGAUGUCGGGAGCGUGCGUGAUACGAGGCUCGCCGGUUCUCCGGUUUCGCCGGUUGCCGGGAGGGCGAUGAUGUGGCGGGCGAGCUUCGAGGGGCAGGCCAGGGGUUGAGGUGGGCGUUGUGUGCUCUUUUCACGUGGGGGGAGCGAGCUCGAGAGAGAGAGAGAGAGAGGACGAGGGGCGUGAAUGGUAAAGGAAGGAAUCGGAGCAAGAGCGACUGCCGGAGCCGCCUUUCGAUCGGUACAGGAAUUCGUGCUCCGGCCCAGAAAGGAAGGAAGGAGGAACGGGAUCGAUGCGAGGAGGAGGAGGAGGAGGAUGAUGAUGAUGCAAAUUGGCGAGGACGAAAGUCGUCAUACGAGGAGUGAGGGCGAAGGAAGCGAUGGGAGGAAGAAGAUGUGAUGGGGAGUGGGGCGGGGGGGCUGGAAAGUAAUAGAAAAUGCGGGCGAGGAAUUUAUGUUUACCGAGUCUGUCCACGAACUGGCAUGUGAUGCGAGAUGAUCACAUCGAGACGCGGGGGUCUGGGGCGAAAUCAUCAAACGAAACUGCGAAAUCCGCCGCCCCGGGGCUGUCGAUGGCUCAGCGGACAAUGGGCGGAUUGACAUUGACCGACCUCGCCGUGCCCGCUUGCCUUGCCUUUGGCAGAGGAGCAAGGAUGGAAGGUACAGUGCGAGAGGAAGCGGAAAGAAGCUGCUGAGGUGGGGCGCCGCGAGUGGGCAAUCAUGUGUUCGCAGCAGGCAGCGAUUCGUAAUGCUUUCUGGAACGCCUGAUAAUGAUUCGACGACCGCGGUGGGCUCUGCUGCCACUGCGCUGAUUGGCUCGAGACAGUAGUCUUGGGGAGGGGAGGCCGGAGGAGCGAAAAGAAGAAAAGAAGAAAAGAUGAUGGAUGCGGAGGCGGAGGCGCAUUGAAGAGGAGAGAAGAUGAUGGAGAUAGAGCAUGAGUGCUGUGGACGAGGUGCGAGCGAGGCCGGCGAGCAGGAGGACAUGAAUGCGAGUCAAGUUCGCGACACACCCAACAACAGUGGAGUCGAUGCGAGGAGGAAAGCGACGCGAGGAGAUGUGCGGUCGGACGUGGAGGCAGGAUCGUCGGUCAGCGGAUGUGGAGGGACGGCUGGCCAUGGCGGCAAUGCAGCAGGCCAGAAGCAGCAGCAGCAGGGCACGGAGAAAGAGAAGCCGCGGUUGGUCGCCCAGGCCAGUCAUCUGUGAGGAUGCGGACUUUCGGACGAGGAGGCCCUGAAAUCUUUGUAGAGUGAUGCGAGGGAGGAAAAAACUCGCCACAGGUUUAGCCCGAGUAGUGGCUGGGUCGGCCUGAGAUUGUUGACUCGCGUUUCUCGCAUCUGGUUCAGCGCGACCCUGCGAACUCAAUUUCGUCCGCGCCUCCCCUCGAAAUUUCACUCGUCAUGCUCCAAUUCCCCAUGCCCUAACCCCAAUGCCCGGAGAAAGAUGGAACCUACUGCACUCGCUUUUCCAACAACUGAACUCGCUGUGUACCUUGUGGGAGUCGGCAUCGGUGGCAGCCCUCAACAUGCGGGUAAGGUACUGCACCAGGGGCCUGUGCUGCGUAGUGAUAAUCUUGGGAAUAUCCUUCGCUGUGGUGGGCACGGUGGCAAUUAUAUGGUAUUUGUGUUGGUGGAAACACAGCUGAAGCAAGAGAGAAGGCCGAGAUGAUGAUGAUGAUGAGAGCUAGUACUUUAUAAAUCUGCCGAAACAAUCUGCAGCCUGUGAGAUCCGAUAGGUGCAUCCGCGAGGUGGGACCUGCCAUCGCCAUCUCCGACCUGCCUGUGUGAGCCUGUGUGAUUUGCGCAACCCCUACCUCCUCCCGACGAUGUGCGUGUGGCUGUCAUGAGAGGACUGGUCUCGCUUCCGGAUUCCUCCUCCUCAGUCACAAGUAUCUUUGACGAGUUUCGCUGUCACUGCGAGGUGGCUGGCUGAUCCUGAGUAUACGUCUCAGCUAUCCCGACCUCGGAACAAGCUUCACGACAUGGGCUGCUUCGUCUCUGUCUGUCUGUCAGUGCACGAUGUGCGCCGAGUCGACGGAUAGAAAUUGCGAGACAAAGACGGAUUGGUCCGGCUACUGCGACUGCUGAUAUUUGGAGGGUGAAAGAACAUCGAC